AUGGCAGAAAUGAACGUGGUGACGGACGAGGAGGAUUGGUGUGCCGAUCUUACAAAGGGAGUUUCGGAAUCCAUUCUUGGAGCGAGACUGCAUAAAGCGGGAGUACAGAUUCGUCCGUUCCCGGUAGCGGCGGCCAUCAUGAGACCACCGUACAAUCUCGACUGUCAGCCACUGCAACCACAGUUCAAGUAUGGUGGACGACAUGCCAGGACACACUUAUCUCUUUUCACUUGCCAGGCAGCCGACAAGGCCAUACAAGAACAUCACGCAGCAUUGCAGGCAGGUUCAAUGCCCAUGACGGACAUUCUCAGGCAACGGUCCUUUCGGCUUCGAGGCAAAUCAAGUGACGACUACAACACUUGUUUGACGAUGGAAAAGAAUGCAUCCAGCGCCUUUGGCCAUAGCCUCAAUCCACAACCUUGUCACUAUCCGGUGCCCCCGGAACAAAUGUUUGGCAGCAAGGGGGAUUCCAUGUUUGGAUUCCUGACAGAGCCCAAGUAUCCGUGGCACAAUCCUCAAAAAAUCACCAAACUGCCCGUGUCACCUAAUGUUGCAGAUGCGUGGUCACGGGAACCAGUAGAACUCUAUGAGUACCAAACACUCGACCACGAGAACGAUGAAACCAGGCUGAUAACACACGGCCCACCGCAGACAGCGUAG
Messenger RNA from Seminavis robusta, 660 nucleotides. The record is from the annotation of a GenBank genome assembly. Lineage: Eukaryota; Bacillariophyta; Bacillariophyceae; Naviculales; Naviculaceae.